AUGCCGAAGCGCCUGGUGUCGCAGGGAAUGCUCCCGGAUGUGUUCCAGCAGUACAUCAUGAAAUACCUGGACGAUACGGAUUGUAACAUCCUGUCGAGGGUGUCGCACGGGUGCCUGGACGCGGUCAUCGAGAGCGGGCGGGACCCGGUGUGCCCGAUGCGGGUGUCGAGAUUCAUGUCGAGCGUGAGCAUGCUGCAGUGGGCGAAGGAACAGGGCGUGGGAUGGGAUUGGCGAUUGUGUCGAGCGGCGGCGGCGAGUGGGAACAUCGAAGCGCUGAUGUGGUUACGGGAGCAAGGUUUCUAUAGCGGGCCAAAGCCGGGGGAGUGGGGGUACCGGGACGGGUGCCCGUGGACGGCGGAGACGUGCGUGGCGGCGGCGAGAGGGGGGUUCUUGGACAUACUGAAGUGGGCACACGCCAGGGGGUGCCCGCUGAACUCGGCGGUGUUCGCGAACGCGGCGAAUAAUGGACACUUUGAAAUGUUGAAAUGGUUGCGCGAGCACGGGUGCCCGUGGGACGACAUGACGCCGAUUUGCGCGGCGCGGGGCGGGCACUUGGACAUUUUACGCUGGCUCAAAAUCGAGGGAUGCCCGUGGGGAUCGGCCGUGUGCGCAAAGGCGGCGAAGAACGGUCAGCUCGCGGUGUUGAAGUGGUUGAAACGGCACAACUAUCAUUGGCACUCGAGCGCAAUUCAAUACGCCGCGGAGGGCGGGCACUUGGAGGCGCUCAAGUGGCUCCGAGCAGAGGGUGAGCAGUGGGACGAGCAGGCGGUGUGGGACGCAGCGAAGGGAGGUCACUUGCACGUGUUACAGUGGUUGCGCGAACAAGAUUGCCCGUGGCCGCACUCGGCGGGCGACGUCGCCGCGCGCUUUGGGCACCUCGACUGCUUGAAGUUUUUGCACGCGCAAGGGGGUAUCCUUCACGAUUGGACGUGCCAAGAGGCCGCGGUUGGCGGUCACCUGGACAUGUUAAAGUGGCUGCGCAUGCAAGGUUGCCCGUGGAAUGUGAUGACGGCGGUGCAGGCGGCGCGUCACGGCCACCUCGAGGUGCUCAAGUGGGCGCACAAGCAGGGGUGCCCCGUGAACGAACGCGUGUGCGCCGCCGCGGCGUACGGCGGACACGUCGAGUUACUUGAGUACUUGCGCGCCGAAGAGGUGCCGUGGGACGAGCAAACGUGCGCACUUGCGGCGCUCGGCGGUCACCUGAGCGUCCUUCAGUGGGCUCGCGCGAGAGGAUGCCCUUGGAACAUGUACACGUGCGAGUAUAGCGCGUGGGAGGGAAACCUUCACAUUCUCAAGUGGGCGCGUCAACACGGGUGCUUGUGGAACUCUCGAACGUGCGCGUUCGCUGCCAUGGGCGGACACUUGGAUAUUUUGAAGUGGCUUCGACAGCACGGUUGCCCUUGGGAUGGAUGGACGAUUCAAAAAUCGACGGAGGAGGGCAACUUUGAAGUUCGCGACUGGGCCGCAAAGCACGGAUGCACGACAACGUCGGCCUCGACCGAGUUCAACCUCUCCAUCGACCCCAACGACGAAUUUUUACAGGCUUUGGAUGGUUAG
This is a messenger RNA of Ostreococcus tauri, 1557 nucleotides long. RefSeq names its product Ankyrin repeat-containing domain. The transcript has a single exon. Lineage: Eukaryota; Viridiplantae; Chlorophyta; Mamiellophyceae; Mamiellales; Bathycoccaceae. The record is from RefSeq and is a predicted model, not a curated record. Bases 1 to 1557 code for a protein of 518 amino acids. Gene Ontology annotation, molecular function: protein binding.